Aspergillus ibericus CBS 121593 is the source of this 2081-nucleotide messenger RNA. RefSeq names its product 30S ribosomal protein S10, mitochondrial precursor. Gene Ontology annotation, molecular function: ATP binding; tryptophan-tRNA ligase activity; structural constituent of ribosome. NCBI's taxonomy places the organism in Eukaryota, Fungi, Ascomycota, Eurotiomycetes, Eurotiales, Aspergillaceae. Bases 131 to 1795 code for a protein of 554 amino acids. The record is from RefSeq and is a predicted model, not a curated record. The transcript has 9 exons. Gene Ontology annotation, cellular component: ribosome; mitochondrial matrix; mitochondrion. Gene Ontology annotation, biological process: translation; mitochondrial tryptophanyl-tRNA aminoacylation.
UGGCAUGUCCUAGAAAUUAUGGUACCUCGUCCGACGCAGAUCAGCUUGCUAAGUCACCCAUACAUAUUCAUGCCACCGAAGGUUCAGCAGAAUUACGAGCACCGCAAGCCUUCGAAUUGCCAGCGAAAGAAUGGUCCGGUUUAUGAACACAAUCCAGGCAUACAUUAUCUUAAAUGACAUGCACUCACACAUGCUUAGGAAGGAACGCCUGGACAGCAUUAACAGCAAGGCUCGACUACCUAGGAGUGUUCAGGCUGUAUACCUACGACCCCUUCGGAGGAAGGCUGAAUACGGACUCCCAGUUUGCGACCUACAGUUGAGGUCUUACAGUGUUCGAAACGUGGAAUUCUUUGCCGAUUUUGCUGUGAGAGCUGCCUACUACCUGAAGCUUCCUGUUUCCGGGCCAGUACCAUUACCACGAAUGGUUGAACGCUGGACUAUGCCUCGGAGCAACUUCGUACACAAGAAAAGUCAAGAAAACUUCGAAAGAAUAACACUCCGUCGGUUGAUUCAAAUCAAAGACGGUAAUCCCCAGGUUGUACAGGCAUGGCUAGCUUUCUUGCGCAAGCACGCAUUCUAUGGAGUCGGCAUGAAAGCUAAUGUCUGGGAACAUGAAAGCCUUGAUGUGGCUGAGAGCAUGGACAGUACACUUCCGGAUGUUGAGAAGACACUCGAGCCUUACCUUUCACAGUUUGGCCAGCGAGAAGAUACAAGGUCGCAGGACUCGAUUUCAGAUAUUCUUGACAAUGAGCGAUUCGUUGCAUACAGAGGCCCCUUGACUACGGUCCGCAAGGCAGGUUUCGUCUGCCAUCCUAUUCUAACCGUUUUGUCAUGUGCGCUAAGGGAAUGGGUUCGGUUACAAGACGAUGCGACAGAAGGGACGACCUUAUAUUUCUCCAUUGUGGAUCUACAUGCGUUGACGGUACCCCAAGAGAGCGCUCAGUUGAGAAGAUGGAGGAAAGAGGCAUUUGCUACCUUAUUAGCUGUGGGCCUAGAUCCGAGUCGCUCAACGAUAUUCUACCAGUCUUCUGUACAGGCACAUGCGGAGUUAUUCUGGAUAUUGUGUACAGUAGCCUCCAUGGGGUACCUGUCACGAAUGACUCAAUGGAAGAGUAAACUCCAGUUGCCUGACGACACAACUUUGGAUACUUCAGCUGCCAGGUCAAAACUGCGACUCGGCCUGUUCUCAUACCCUGUUCUCCAGGCAGCAGACAUACUAGUACAUAGAGCUACCCAUGUUCCGGUUGGGGAAGACCAAAAACAGCACCUCGAAUUCUCUAGAAAUAUCGCGAAUAGCUUUAACCAUGUCUAUGGUUCGGUCUUUCCGUCUCCAGAAGCACUUAUAUCACCCGCGAAGCGAGUCAUGUCACUCAAAGAGCCGACUCAAAAGAUGUCAAAAUCCCAUGUCGACGAGCGGUCAAGGGUUCUUCUGACUGAUUCCCCUGACCAGAUCCAUAAAAAGAUCAAGGCCGCGCUUACCGACUCAGAUACAAUGAUAACUUAUGAUCCAAUUCGUCGGCCGGGCGUGUCUAACCUCUUAGAGCUCCUUGGUCACUUUGAGGGAAAGUCGUGCCAAGAUCUAGCCUCGGAAUAUCAGUCGACAAGUCUUCGGGCUCUAAAGGAAAACCUCGCUAGGCAAAUCUCGUCUCAUCUCCGGCCUAUAAGAGAUAAAUAUCUCUCAAUUAUGGGUGACAACAGUUGCUAUCUAGAUGAUGUUUCAGAACAGGGCGCUCAGGCCGCUCGAUCAAACGCCGAGUCGACUAUGAAACAAGUGAGGGAAGUCAUGGGUUUAUGAAAGCACUUUUUGGUGCACCCUGCCUUUUUUUCGCUCGCUCUCUAGUUUGCCCUAUCUUCCUCUCUUCUCGUGCACAUGCAUUCUGUCUUUCACUGUAUUGUUGUGGUCUGGUUUCGUAUGGUUUGCCUUUGCUUCUCCAUAUAUUUAUUACACAGAUAUUCGGGGACGCAGAUAGAGUGAUGGAUGUAAGGUUACAGCUAGAAGUAUUUAACUCAUGUUUGCGUCCGAGAUGAUAAUAAAAAUCGUCAGGCCGCAAUCACAUGUGCAAGCAAUAAUAUUCAACGAG